Arabidopsis lyrata subsp. lyrata is the source of this 5688-nucleotide messenger RNA. Its product is annotated as titin homolog. Lineage: Eukaryota; Viridiplantae; Streptophyta; Magnoliopsida; Brassicales; Brassicaceae. The record is from RefSeq and is a predicted model, not a curated record. The coding region runs from base 116 to 5419 and encodes 1767 amino acids. The transcript has 9 exons.
UUCAGUGAAAUCGAAAGCGAAAAUGAAAUCUUUAUCCCCAAAAUUUUGAAAUUCAAAUCCGCGCUUAACAGUCUCUCUCUCUCUCUCGCUCUAUCUCUAGAGUAGGUCGUUGGCGAUGUUUUCCGGCAGGGAGAAUCCGAGGGGGAUGGCGAAUGUGAAGAUGGAGAAUCAUUUCGUUCAGAUCUUUGAGAGGAAGAGGCGAAUCGUCGAGCAGGUCAAGCAACAAGUAGAUCUCUAUGACCACCAUUUAGCCUCCAAAUGCCUACUUGCCGGAGUAUCUCCUCCGUCGUGGCUCUGGUCUCCGUCUCUACCUUCCCAAACCUCCGAGUUGAAUAAGGAGGAGAUUAUAUCAGAACUUCUAUUUCCUCCAUCCAGACCUUCCAUCAUUUGUCCUAGCAAUCGGCCCUUUUCAUAUCAACGGCCUGUCAGUUUUCUAGCUGACAAUGUAGUAAGACAAGACCUGACGUCUAUGGUAAAUAACCCGCUAGAAGAGCAGUUGCUUGAAGAGGAACUUCAACACGACCUCUCACACAACUUAGUCAGACGGGUUUCAAAUCAUUCUCACGAGCAGGGUGCUAAUAUUGCAUCUCCUAGAGAUGUCCAUGAGAAAGAGAGACUGCCAGAAAGUGUCUCAAUCGGUUGCAAAGAGAAUCAAAGUUGUCCAUCUCUCGAAUACUCCCAGAAUCAGAGAGUUGAAACUAAUCUUGACGCUACAUCUCCUGGAUGUAGCCUAGGAAAAAGGGUUCCCAAAAGUGUCUCAACUACUGGUUGUAAGCGGAAACCAUCACCUCUCGGUUAUUUUCAAGAUGAAACUGAACCAGACACUAGCCUUGACCCUGGAUUAUCACUUGCUAAGAUGCAGAGAUCAAGGUCACGUCAAAAAGCUUUGGAGCUUCGUAGUAGUGCCAAAGCGUCGAAAAGCCGUUCAAACAGUAGAAAUGAUCUCAAACCUUCUCCGGGUGGAGAUAUAGGCUUUGGGAUUGCUUCUUUAAGUUCUGAUAGUGUUAGUGAGAUAAAGUUAUUUAAGCAUGAUGAGAAUGAUGAAGAAUGUCGAGACAACGUAGAGAACAGUAAUUCUCAAGGUAAAGGAGGGGAUCGUAGUAGUGCCAAAGCGUUAAAAAGCCGUUCAAAUAGUAGAAAUGAGCUCAAACCUUCUCCGGGUGGAGAUGUAGGCUUUGGGAUUGGUUCUUUAAGGUCUGAUAGUGUGAGUGAGAUAAAGUUAUUUAAGCAUGAUGAGAAUGAUGAAGAGUGUCAAGGCGAAGUGGAGAACAGUAAUUCUCAAGGUAAAGGAGGGGAUCAGUGUAUUAAACGUAGUUUAACUACAGAGUCUCUUACCUUGCAUCAGAAAGUGGCUUCGGUGCAAAAAUCUUCGAGUGGGGAUUCUUAUGCUUCUAUUGUACCAGAAUCUCUACUCGAUUCUGGUCAUGCGAAAGACAUUGAUAUAUUACAGUCCAUUGAGACACUUGAUGAAGUAUCUGCCAAAGUAGAUGAGCAAGUGGAUGAUCCCAAAAGCAGAAGUUGCAAGGAAACAGCUAAUCUCAACGGAAGUACAAGAUCUAAAAGCUCAAGUCAAGGUAUCUCCAAGAGGAAACAUCAAAAAUCAAGCAACUCCUUUUCUGGUAACUUUCCAUCAAUAAGUUCAAAUCCCUCUCACUGGGCUGAUCAUGAAGUAGAAUUACCCCAAGUAAUACCUAUGACUAAUGAAGUUUCUAUGGUGACAGAUGCUGGAACGAGCAUCUUUCACUCUGAAAUCAUUUCAAGAUCCAGAAGUAAUGCUCGAGAAAAUAGAUCCAAGAUCGAGCAUUCAGGCUCUGUUGAGUCUUCUGCAAUUGACGUGGAGCCAAGAGAUUCAGUUUCAGUACUGCAAGGUAGCCAUGUAAAAGAUUCACUGAAUCCCUCUACUGUUGAUGUUGAAGGUUUAGUAGUUAUUACUAGCAACGAUCAAUCAGAAGAAAAGGGUGAAUAUGUUGACACUAACAGAUGUUCAAGUGCUGAAAGGGAAAGCCAAACUGGUAUCUCCCCAGAUGAGACCUUAUGUGUGGGUGCAAUCCAAGACUCUAUAUCCAAGACCAAGAUUUUGGGCUUUGUUGAGUCGUCUUCAGUUGAACCGCAGUCUAGACACUCAGUAAUGCAAUCAGACGAUGAAAGUGUAUUUUUGAAGCCUAUUGCUGUUACUGGUGAAGCUUUAUUAGUGGAGGAAGAUAAAAAUGGUGUAUCGAUUGAAAUUAGCAGUAUUUCAAAUUCUAGAAGCUUAAACCAAACAGACAUCACGGUAGUUGAGCCAUUGGUGGUUGAAGCUAUUCUUCAGGAAAGCGGUAUGCCGGCAAACUUGAUUGACUAUUCUAAAAGAUGUGAUAUUAGUUGUGGGUUCAAGGAAGUGCAGCCACUGGGUUCAUUGACCCAAGCUGGGAGUAGCCAAUGCCAUGAGAGAAUUAGUAGGCCAAGAAGCUCAGCCAUAGAAGAGAAAUCAGCAAAUGAAUAUAAGGCUCUUUCUAUUGGCUCUGAUCAUAAAUCGGCUGACAAACAGCUUGAAGUUAGAGAAGGGAAUUCAUCGCUGAGAACCCCUGAUCGCCCUGUUUUUGUGAAGCCUGAAUCACCCCAUUUUGAUGAUAAUGAAGAACACAACUUCGAUGAGGUUCCAGUGAAUAGUCGAGAAAAAUCAAUGAUGGAGAAGGUCCCCACACCAUCACCCGCUGCAAGGGUAUUUGAUGUCCCAUCUCUCACUGAAUCUGGAGUAAAUCUCUCGGCAGACAAUGAAAUUGAGGAUCACAAUGGGUUAAAAAUAGAAAUGGUACCAGAAAUGGAAUCGCAUGCAAGCCACUCUGGCUUAAAAGUGGGAGAGAAUGAACCUACAGAGUCAAAUACAUUCACUGGCCAUAUAGAUGCGUUGAAAAAGAGAUCUCAACAUGAAACAUCCUUUCAAAAAGGUGUUCCCCCAGUUAAAAGAGAUGUAACUUGUACAGAAACAGAUGAGUCUCAUGAUCCAAAGAGCUCUAUUCAGAUAUUUUUCUGCUCUAGUUCCUCCAUGGGGGGUUCCAGGCGGCAGAAUAAGCGGAGAAGAACCCUGGAAAAACCAACUAGUAGAGUGCUUUCGUCUAGCCCAGGGGGAGACAUUCUCGAGCUAGAUUCUGUUUGGGAUACAGUACAUCAUAAGGAAGAAGCCGCAUGUCCCAACCUCGAUAACUAUGACGUUGAGUUACAGAAGAUGCUAGGAUCUGCAUCUUCAGAUCACUAUGGUGUUGAGUUACAAAAGAUGAUCGGAUCCACAUCUUCAGCUGACUUACGAUUUGAAGAGAGUUACUUAUUCAAGGAAGCUGGAUUGAUGAGCCCUGCCUCACUUUCCUUCAGAACAGAACAGCCAAGUGUACAGAAGAGCCAAAUUGCUCCAGAUCACGGAGUUGGAUCAGAAAAGAUGAACUUUUUGCCAUAUGCUGGAGAAACCUCACAUGGAUUAGCUAGUUGCAUUGUUCACGAUUCAGAUGAUUCUCCUUGUUUUUCACCCUUGGGUUUGAUAAGCUCAGAUGAUGGAAGCCCCCCUGUUUUGGAGGGCUUUAUAAUCCAAACGGAUGAUGAAAAUCAAAGCGGCUCCAAAAACCAGUUAAAUCAUGACAGCUUCCAACUUCCGAGGACUACAGCAGAAAGUGCAGCAAUGAUAGAGCAGAUUUGCAAGUCUGCUUGCAUGAACACUCCAUCAUUACAGCUGGCUAAAACAUUUAAGUUGGAUGGAAAACUAGACUUGGAUCAGUCCAUUUCAAACGAGCUGUUUGAUGGCAUGUUUUUCAGUCAGAAUCUCGAGGGUAGCUCUGUCUUUGAUAACUUGGGGAUUAACCAUGAUUAUACAGGAAGAUCGUACACUGACUCCCUGCCUCUGUUUGGUGCUGGCUCAUCUGCUGAGACUAGGAAUCCUUGCACGUCACCAACUGAGAAGUUGUGGUAUAGAAGUUUGCAAAAGUCUUCCAGUUCAGAGAAACGAAGCAGUCAGACACCAGACCUACCUUGCAUUAGCGAAGAGAAUGAGAAUGUAGAAGAGGAGGCUGAGAACUUAUGUAUGAACACUCCAAAGUCUAGGAGGUUGGAGAAGCGAGGAAGCUCAAUUCCGGACCUUCCUUGCAUAGCUGAGGAGAAUGAAAACAUAGAUGAGAUAUCUGAAGCUGUCAAUGAAGGAUCUGGGUUUGAAAGGGAAAAUGUCUCUGCUGAAAGGAAACCUCAUGGUGAUGAUAAUGAAGACCCUAUGAAGUUUCUUCCAUCUGUUUCUGAAGCCAAGAUUUCUGUUGAUAGACAGAGUCUAGACUCUGUCAAUACUGCAUUCAGCUUUUCCGCUAAGUGCAACAGUGUCAAAAGUAAAGUGGGAAAGCUGAGUAACCGAAGAUUCACGGGUAAAGGUAAAGAGAACCAAGGUGGAGCAGGUGCUAGAAGAAAUGUUAAACCGCCUAGUAGCAGGUUCAGUAAGCCUAAGUUGUCUUGCAACUCGAGUUUGACAACUGUAGGUCCACGAUUACCAGAAAAAGAACCUAGGCACAACAACAUUGUCUCAAACAUCACUUCGUUCGUUCCACUUGUGCAGCAGCAAAAACCAGCGCCUGCACUAAUUACAGGCAAGAGGGAUGUCAAAGUAAAGGCCCUGGAGGCUGCUGAGGCUUCAAAACGUAUUGCUGAACAGAAAGAGAAUGAUCGUAAAAUGAAGAAGGAAGCUAUGAAGCUUGAACGGGCAAGACAGGAACAGGAAAAUCUGAGAAAACAGGAGAUAGAGAAGAAAAAGAAAGAAGAAGAUCGAAAGAAAAAGGAGGCGGAAAUGGCUUGGAAGCAAGAGAUGGAAAAGAAAAAGAAGGAAGAAGAGCGGAAAAGAAAGGAGUUUGAAAUGGCUGAUAGGAAAAGGCAGAGGGAAGAAGAAGACAAAAAGUUGAAGGAAGCUAAAAGACAACGCAUUGCAGAAAUUCAGAGACAACAAAGAGAGGCUGAUGAAAAAUUACAAGCUGAAAAAGAAUUGAAAAGACAAGCUAUGGAGGCGAGGACUAAAGCACAGAAGGUACUCAAAGCAGACCAAAGUAAUGCUGAGAAAAUCCGAGGACAAGCGAGAUCAAAGAGUUAUUCCAGUGAUGAUACCAAUGCUUCAAGAAGCUCUAGAGAUACUGACUUCAAGGUGAUAAGCAAUCCAGGGAACAUGUCUGAAGAACACAACAUGGGGAUUGAAGAAAUGGAAGAGUCGUACAACAUCUCUCCAUACAAAUGCUCGGAUGACGAAGAUGAAGAGGAAGACGACAUGUCAAACAAAAAAUUUGUUCCUACUUGGGCCAGCAAGAGCAAUGUCCGGCUCGCUGUCAUUUCCCAACAAAAUCUUGAUCCCAAUAUUAUUUUCCCUGCAAAAAACGUCUGCGAUGUAAGUAAAGUUCUUUUGCCGCGAAAGUUCCAAUCGAGAUAACAUAAACUAGGAGAAGCCAAAGGUCAGAUUCUCAGUGACAUUAAAACCACAAAAACAAAGUAAGUAUCUAUGUGUUUUAAGUUUCUUCUUAUCUUUUGCUGGAAAUGAGGAACAUAAAUCUUACUAGCUUUAAGCUUAAGAUUCCUUUUUGCUUUCUUAUGUAUCAGUGAAUGGGUAAUGUAAUAAUUAACUAGUCAUCCCCACAUUGACGCUCAUGUUCAUAUAUAACGGCUACUUCUAUUUUAUAUAUAUUCAUAGGUUCAGUUGAU